Phoenix dactylifera (date palm) is the source of this 1539-nucleotide messenger RNA. NCBI's taxonomy places the organism in Eukaryota, Viridiplantae, Streptophyta, Magnoliopsida, Arecales, Arecaceae. The record is from RefSeq and is a predicted model, not a curated record.
UUUGAGGAGUUGACUAAAAUGGCUGCAGGAAGAGCCAUCCACCAGCUACGCAGGGAGGAGAAGAAAAAGGGUAGAGAGACAGGGAGGGAGAGGGGUGGAGAGGCAUUCAGGCAGUUCCGUGUCUCUCUCGCGCGUGCUCUCUUCCCAGUCCCCAUACUCUCUUUUCUUUCGAAGCCCACAAAGUAGAGUAACCCUCGUCUCCUCGGUUUCGACGCCCGACUCCGUUCGAUUCCGGCAGCUCCUCCGCUGUCUCGGGGAUCCGAUCCUCCGUCGUAGCUCGGUUUUGGAUUUCUUGUGUUCGUGCCCCAGUAGAGUUUGGUUGGGAUCUAAUGGACCAGUACGAGAAGGUGGAGAAGAUUGGGGAAGGGACCUACGGAGUGGUGUACAAGGCUCGGGACCGUCUGACCAAUGAGAUGAUAGCUCUGAAAAAGAUUCGCCUGGAGCAAGAAGAUGAGGGAGUUCCCAGCACAGCCAUAAGAGAGAUCUUCCUCCACCCAAGUACUUAAUCUUCAUUACGCAAAUAGAUGAAACUUGUUCUCUGAGCAGUAGGCGAAGAACAAAAAUUACUGAUGGCCUUUUCAGUUAUUAUAUUCCUCUGGUUGAAGGGAGUUCCAUUUUCUAGUUUUGGUGGUGGUUUCUAGUCAAGUUGCAUUAAUUUUAUUGUUUCCAUUCUUUGUGCAUUUAACUAUCUAUCAUUUACAUGCAGGCCCUGUUUUUGCUUCCAUCUUAUGUGUGUAAGCAAGAUCAAGAAAGUGUUGGAUCUGCUGGUGUGAAAUCACUAAGAGCAUUGGCAUUCCUUGGAGCAGGUGUUUCUGGUAUAUUGAGCCUGGCUACUUUGGCAUCUGCUGAUGAAGCUGAGCAUGGCCUACCAUGUCCAAUCUAUCCUUGGCCUCACAAAGGCAUUCUUAGUUCCUAUGACCACGCAUCAAUUCGGUGCGGUCACCAAGUUUACCAACAAGUUUGUGCUUCUUGCCAUUCAAUGUCUCUGAUUUCAUAUCGAGAUCUUGUUGGUGUAGCAUACACUGAAGAGGAGACAAAGGCUAUGGCAGCUGAGGUUGAGGUGGUUGAUGGGCCAAAUGAUGAAGGUGAAAUGUUCACACGUCCUGGUAAAUUAAGCGAUCGUUUCCCUCAGCCAUAUCCAAAUGAACAAGCAGCAAGAUUUGCCAAUGGAGGAGCAUAUCCUCCAGACUUGAGCAUUAUCACCAAGGCACGACACAAUGGCCAAAACUAUGUUUUUGCCCUACUCACAGGAUAUCGUGAUCCUCCUGCAGGUGUUUUGAUUCCUGAUACUUCAAAUGCUCGCAGAGAUGAUGAUGAUGGAGCUGAAUCCCGUCCCUGAUAUUUUGUAGAUUGUUUUUUAUGAAGUUUGAUAUGUAAAAGUACAUUGUAAUUCAUAACUUUUUAUGUAAAUUUAUAUUUCGAAUGAUCUAAAUGUUUGUGUCAAUAUCAAUGUAAUUUGAAUGUUUGGUUCAUAUUGUAUAAUGUGUGUUUUAUGAUUCAUGUAAAUUUAUGGAGUUUGAAAUCUAGUGGAAUUUACUA